AUGACUGAAGUCAACAGCUAUAACCAGGUACUUGGUGAGCGUAUUCAAGAUUGGCAACCAAGAAAAGCCCCGGAAGCUGUUACACUUGAGGGUAAAUCUUGCGUUCUUGAACCAUUGAGUGGUGAUAAGCACGCUAAGCAGCUUUUUGACACAUACAAAACUACCCCUACCAUAUGGACAUACAUUCCAAUCGGUCCAUUCGAAGACUUAUCAACCUAUCGUAACGUUGUGGAUACGUUAGUCGCCAGCAAGGAUACGCACUUUGCCAUUAUCGACAAGACGACUGGGCGUGCUGUGGGACAGAUAUGCUUAUUAAGGGCUGACCCUCAGAACGGAGUAGUAGAGGUAGGGUAUGUCAUUUUCUCUCAAGAAUUGAAACAGACCACCAUGGCUACAGAGGCACAAUAUCUCCUCAUGAAAUAUGUCUUUGAUUCCUUGAAGUACAGAAGAUAUGAGUGGAAGUGCGACAGUCUCAAUGCGCCAUCAAGAAACGCCGCCCAGCGGUUGGGUUUCCAGUUUGAGGGUACAUUUAGACAGGCUCAGGUAAACAAAAACAGGAACAGAGAUACGCAAUGGUUUUCUAUUUUAGAUAAAGAAUGGCCUACUUGUCGCCAGGUAUUUGAAACGUGGUUAAGCGACGACAAUUUCAACAAUGGCAGACAAAAAGCUGGCCUGAAUGAAAUAAGGGAUGCUAUUGUGAAAAGUCACGAUCUAUGA
Molecule: messenger RNA, 717 nt
Organism: Lachancea fermentati
Lineage: Eukaryota; Fungi; Ascomycota; Saccharomycetes; Saccharomycetales; Saccharomycetaceae
Source: the annotation of a GenBank genome assembly